This is a messenger RNA of Stegodyphus dumicola, 837 nucleotides long. RefSeq lists its product as uncharacterized. NCBI's taxonomy places the organism in Eukaryota, Metazoa, Arthropoda, Arachnida, Araneae, Eresidae. The record is from RefSeq and is a predicted model, not a curated record.
AUAGUUAACACUUGAAAGAAGCUUAAUCUUCGACACGCUAUCUGGAACUUCGCAUUGAUAUAAAAAGAUGACAAAGGCUUCGAUAUACAUAUAUCUCGAACAUACGAAAUUAUUUCUAAUACCUUUACUUUGAAAUCUUGGAUUUUAAUCAUGAAAGUUUCAAUUGUUCUCUUAGCUGUUAUUUGCACUGUAUUGGUCGAAUCUGAAUUUUGCGAUAACGAAGACUGGUGCGAAAAAUCAUGCUGCAAGUCUUGGUUCCACUAUAGAUGUUGUCCGUACGCAGAUGGUGUUUGUUGUCCUGGCGGAUUCCAGUGUUGCCCAAGUGGAAAUCGAUGUAUUAUGCUCGGAACACACAAUUUUUGCUCUCAGAGAGCUCUAACGGGAGCGAAUGGAAAGCAAGAAAUAGCCAUGGAAUCUAGUGCUUUCACAAAAACAAAAGCAGAACUGCGUGAGGGGAAUCCAGAUAAGCUAUUAUAAUUGCAUUUCGAAUAAUGAGUAAUUUCAUUUUUCUGGGAUAUGAUUUAAUGCAACACUUAAUUGUGGGAAUGUAGAAACAUUAAUAUUAUGUUAUACAAAGGAAUGAACUGUAACUUGUUAUGUUGACAUACCUCAAUAAUGUGAUAUCUCAGAAUGCGAAUAGUAUAAAUUUGAGCAAUGUUGUAUUUUAUAUUAAUUUCGAUGCUUCUUAGACUAUUAUUGAAUAAGGAAAAUAAUUCAGAAAUAAUUAUUUGGGAAGUAAUCAGCAAAAUGUAAAUUAUACGUAAAUAAUUAUAUUUUUUUAAUUACUUGUAAUUAUACUUGACUUGAUUGAAUAAAAGGUGAUGCUUAAAAUGAUAA